This is a messenger RNA of Lasiosphaeria miniovina, 1771 nucleotides long. RefSeq names its product tryptophan synthase beta subunit-like PLP-dependent enzyme. NCBI's taxonomy places the organism in Eukaryota, Fungi, Ascomycota, Sordariomycetes, Sordariales, Lasiosphaeriaceae. The transcript is spliced from 2 exons. The record is from RefSeq and is a predicted model, not a curated record. Bases 185 to 1381 code for a protein of 398 amino acids.
CUACCUGCCAGAGUUUGGCUGACGGAUUAGCGGUUUGGAGCCCCCUCCCUCACGCGCGAAACUGGAGCGUGCAUGCUGCGACAGUAAUCCGACUGCGGGGUUACGUUGUCGCUCGCGUCGGACCUCGAAGCAGUUCCCAACCCCUCGACUUCUGGAACCUGUCUGCAUCAAGAUUCCACACAAAAUGCCAUCGCCUCUGCACAUCAACCCCGAAGCCAGGAGGUGGCGAUAUGGCGGCGAUAGCGAAGCAGCCUCAACUCUGGAACAGCGCAGGCAGGCCGUGCUGAAGUUUCACGGGCAUCUCCCCGAGUACCGCGAGACUCCGCUGCGCAGCCUCCCAUCGAUAGCCAACGAGCUCGGGCUCGGCCACGUGCUCCUCAAAGACGAGUCGAGCCGCUUUGGGCUGCCGUCGUUCAAGAUCCUCGGCGCCUCAUGGGCCGUUUAUUGCGCCGUCCGCGAGCGGGUCGACCAGCUUGAGGGCCUCGCCCAGGCAAUAACUGCCGACGAGGACCCGCUGCUGGCGUUGUCUGUCCUGGCCGGCCGGGUGGAGAGAGCGAGGCAGAAGCUCGGGGACGUGAAGCUCAUUACCUGCACCGAGGGCAACUGGGGCCGCGCCGUGGCGCGGAUGGUGGGAUAUCUCAAGCUGCCGGCCGUGGUCUAUGUCGCCGCGUACAUGAACGAGACAACGCGCGAGCUUAUCAGGAGGGAAGGGGCACUCGUCAUACCCGUGGAAGGCGGCUAUGACGGCGCUGCUGCGGCGGCAAAGCAGGCGGCCGACGAGGACGACAACUCGUUGCUGGUGAUGGACAUUGGCUGGGAAGGAUACGAGAAGGUGCCGCAGCGGGUGGUUGAGGGGUAUCAAACCAUGCUCGACGAGUCGCAGAAGCAAGUGGAAGAGCUCACAGGCGGCAAGCAGGCCACGCAUGCCAUCGUGCCAGCUGGAUGUGGCUCUGUCGCCCAGGCAGUGACGCAGCACUUCAAGAGCCUUGCAAGCGACAAGCACCCCGCAGCGAGAGUGAUCGUAGUGGAACUGGACACGGCGGCAUGCCUUAAGCUAUCGCUCGAGAGAGGAGAGAUGACAACCGUGGCGACCGGAGACAGCAUAAUGUGCGGCAUGAACUGCGGGACGCUGUCAACAACGGCAUGGCCUGUGUUGAGGGCCGGCGUGGAUGCAAGCGUGGUUGUGAACGAUGCCGACUCGCACGCGGCCGUUGAGCAGCUCCGGGAACAGGGCACUCGGGCUGGCCCGUGCGGAGCUGCCAGUCUGGCCGCUCUGACGCGGGCUUGUGAGCUGGAAAUGGAUGCCCUUGGGCUCGACGGCGAGUCGGUUGUCGUCUUGUUCUGCACAGAGGGCGCCAGGGAAUACAGGGUGCCCGUCUAAGGCCAUGUACGUAGAGUGGACUCACAGGAAAUACGGGUUCUAUGUUGACAGACCAGAGACCCCCUAUUCGGAAGAGGGAGUCUGUUUGGACAGUAGACUACUUUGUUGACUGGUGGAGUCAAUCCGACGAGACGGAAAAAUCUGCAGGGCUUGAGGUGGAGGCUUGUUCGUUUUAAAUGCGGGUUGCAUUCAGCAUUCAGGGUCUUUAAACACGCCAUCCGUACUUAAUUCGGUUAAUUCGUGUGGUAGGUACCUAUUCAGGGCACGUUCGACAGGGCACUCUAGCUGUAACUAUAACCGUAAAACGCUCAAGCCAUUCAUAUGGUAAUCACAUGAAGGCCAGACCUGCGCGUGUAUGGUGUAACGGAGCUAAGGGCUCGGAGAUCCUGG